GAGAUUGCUGCGAGUUCGAGAAAGCGACGCCCGCGACUUUUGGCUAGCCCGGAAAAGGGCCCUGUUCCUUUAGCGAGCCACCGUCAUUACUCUCCAUUGCAACACGGACGACUCUGUUUCUUUCACAUGGCCAGAUACGGAACUUAUCGCACAUUAUGUCGUGAGCUUUAUGUGCGUCUCGACUUAUAAUCAGACAGCAAAAGCGAGGAUACGGUAGUAGUAGCAAAGACGACAAAGGAGAGUCUACCUCGCAUGAGAGAACUCCCCUCGGUAAACCCGGGGUACCUCGGCCAACCUCCCCACGACCCGGUCAUUAAGUCGAGUCCCCUUCCCGCAUGCCUUCCAUACGAUAAACCACCCAAAUAUGUCGCUUUCAACGUUCAGUAUAAAGGAGCAUACUCUGCCAUGCUCAUAUAUUCGAGAAUAUCCUUUGGCGACCGCGGAUGAUCAGGAAGACACGCUUUAUCUCGCAAUCAAGCAGUACACGCCGCUUGAUAACUUGACACCGCAGAAGGGAGAUGUUACAAUAAUUGUUGCACAUGCUAAUGGCUUCCCAAAGGAACUAUAUGAGCCUCUAUGGGAUGAGAUGUACUCGAGAUUGAGAGCCAGUGGUAUCAAGAUCCGCAGCAUUUGGAUUUCAGAUGUAGCACAUCAGGGCCAAUCAAGUGUCCUCAACGAGGAUAAACUCGGAAAUGAUCCAUCGUGGUUCGAUCACCCUCGAGACCUGUUUCUGAUGAUCAAUCAUUUCCGAGACCAGAUGCCGCAGCCUCUUGUGGGACUUGGUCACAGUAUGGGAGGAGCACAUUUGAUGCAACUUUCACUGAUGCACCCGCGUCUACUGAGUACCUUGAUCUUGAUUGAUCCUGUGGUCUUGCGUGCGACUCACAUCAACGCUUACAACCUGGGCCGAAUGUCUGCAAAACGAAGAGACAGAUGGCCAAGCAGAUCAGAAGCACGAAAAUCAUUCGAGAAAUCGCCCAUGUUCAAGUCUUGGGACAGACGUGUACUGGAUCGCUGGAUGGAUCAUGCUCUACGUGACCUACCGACUAAACUGUACCCAGAAGUCGCGGUAUCGUCGACAGUACCCGCAAUAGGUGCGGAUGUGUCUGGCAGUACGAUUUCUCCCGACAGCAAGACGGAGGUGCCGGUCACACUCAAGACGACAAAACAUCAAGAGGUCAUGACAUUUAUGCGAGGCAACUUUGUAACGCCGUUGAAUCCUGCUCCGGAUACAGCACCCAACCCACUGACGCACCCGGAUGUGGAUACCGUGUUGCCUCCUGUAACGCCGUUCUACCGGGCUGAGAGUUUCCACAUCUUCAAACAGCUGCCGUACUUACGACCCUCUGUACUCUAUAUCUUUGGCACCGAGUCCGACCUCUCGGCACCGAGACUCAUAGCUGACAAGCUGGAGGUCACAGGUGUCGGGGUGGGAGGUAGCGGAGGUGUUGCAAAGGAACGAGUCAAGGAGUUCACGAUGCAGGGCGGUGGACAUUUGAUGCCGAUGGAGCGCGUAGGUGAGACGGCUGACCAGUGCAGUGGCUGGCUCUUGCAGGAGUUGAAGCGGUGGAAAGACGAGUACAUACAGAUUGAGGCUCUUCGGGCAGCGACACGGCGAGAAAAGAGAGGUCUGAUGUCUGAUGGGUUCGUCCAGGCACUGAGUCAGACUGGCAAAGCAAAGUCGAAGCUAUAGGUAGUAGAUAGGUCAGCAGAAUAACAAGUUGCCAAAACAGGAAGUCGCACAGCAAUGACGCGUAUGGACGGAGAUUUGGCGAGGAAAGGCCGAC
Messenger RNA from Aureobasidium subglaciale EXF-2481, 1787 nucleotides. RefSeq lists its product as uncharacterized. The transcript is spliced from 3 exons. NCBI's taxonomy places the organism in Eukaryota, Fungi, Ascomycota, Dothideomycetes, Dothideales, Saccotheciaceae. The record is from RefSeq and is a predicted model, not a curated record. Bases 365 to 1693 code for a protein of 442 amino acids.